Molecule: messenger RNA, 5440 nt
Organism: Ailuropoda melanoleuca (giant panda)
Lineage: Eukaryota; Metazoa; Chordata; Mammalia; Carnivora; Ursidae
Gene: FRRS1L
Product: ferric chelate reductase 1 like
Exons: 5
Coding region: 62-868 (268 amino acids)
Biological process (GO): regulation of postsynaptic membrane neurotransmitter receptor levels; regulation of glutamate receptor signaling pathway
Source: RefSeq, a predicted model, not a curated record
GCCGUCAGAAACGAUGUGCUUGAAGAAUUUCUCGAGCUAGGAAAAUGUCCUCUACAGCCUAAUGACAAAUGGAAGUUCAGAGAAACGGGAAAAUCCUAUUAUUCUGUAUAGGUAUAAAUGGAAAACCCCUAUCAAAUAUACAAAUAUUUCAUUGUUGACUUCUUUUCCUUUUAGAGCAUGGGUAUUGUGUGAAAAUUGUGAUGUUCGCACUCCCAGGGAUGAUGGUUACCCUUUCCCUACUGCUCCUCCUGUGGACCCAUUUGCCAAAAUCAAAGUGGAUGACUGUGGAAAAACUAAGGGAUGCUUUAGAUACGGCAAGCCGGGCUGUAACGCGGAGACCUGUGACUAUUUCCUCAGCUACCGGAUGAUAGGGGCCGAUGUGGAAUUUGAGCUGAGCGCUGACACAGAUGGUUGGGUAGCAGUCGGAUUCUCUUCAGACAAGAAAAUGGGUGGUGAUGACGUCAUGGCCUGUGUCCACGAUGACAACGGGAGGGUCCGCAUACAGCACUUCUAUAAUGUAGGCCAGUGGGCAAAGGAGAUCCAGAGAAAUCCUGCCAGAGAUGAAGAAGGAGUCUUUGAGAACAAUCGGGUCACCUGCAGAUUUAAACGCCCCGUGAACGUUCCCAGAGAUGAGACAAUUGUCGAUCUGCAUCUGAGUUGGUAUUACCUGUUUGCUUGGGGUCCAGCCAUUCAGGGCUCUAUCACCCGACAUGACAUAGACUCACCACCGACUUCAGAGCGUGUUGUCAGUAUUUACAAGUAUGAAGAUAUUUUUAUGCCAUCAGCUGCCUAUCAAACCUUCUCUUCUCCGUUUUGUUUGCUUCUCAUUGUUGCCCUGACCUUCUACUUAUUGAUGGGAACCCCUUAACCACAGCUGCAAAGCCAACAUAUUAAACAGAUUAGGAAGUCCUUAGUAUAAAUAUAUUUUUAAAGAAUAUGAAGUAUAAUUUUAGCUUUUCUUAUUUAAAAAAAAGAUUCCUAUAAUUUCAGUUUUUUGGAAGAAAGAGCAAGCUGUUUUUCUAAUCAAAGAGGAUUGUUUAAUAUUGAUCCCAUACUUUUGGAAAGUACUUACAAAUUUUUCUAAGCACUUUCAAACGUGUUUUCUUAUUUGAGCUUCAUAACAUCGCUGAGUUGGCUUGAUGAAAAUUAUUAAUGCCAUCUUACUGAAUGGGAUUUGGGGUCGAGGAAAGCUACCUUUUUGGGUGACCCACAGCCACAUGGCCUUGGCUACACUUGGUCAGAUAACACAUAACAAGGUAGAGAAAGAGCUAGGCAUACAGAAUCUAAACAACCUUUAUUCUUCCAACUACAGCUUGGGAGAGUUACUUGGAGUAUUACUCAAAAGAACUUUACCACAUGGCCCUGGUUCACAAUCAACCUUUUAGGCAGAAGAGAUUUCAAAUUUCCAUAAAUGUGUUUGGCUAUUUACACAGCUGAUGGGGAGAAUGGGAAAGAUUACAACGAUAAGAAAAUGAAAUUUUCUUGAAAUUUCUUCUCCAUCAGUGAAUAGUUAUGAGAAAGUAUUUUUUUAUUGCUGUUUGGAAAGGUUAGAAAUGGAAAUGUGAGUGUUCCUGAAGAUGUAAAACUAUAUUAAUGAUCAAAAAAAAAAUAAGGGCAUUCUUAGUGGUUAGAAUUUGGACUCUUCUAUCUUUUAUUUUAUAAAUUAAACAAUUCACCUGUGGUUAUAGCUAAUUCUGUCAUCAGAGUCGACAUCCACUGAGUAUGAUUAAAUAUGUAUUAUAAUAGACAAAUCAUCUUAAUAAAGAUUUAAGGUAUUUUGAAAAUAAAUUAACAUUUUUGGAGAUUGUGGAGCUUUGGAGUAGGAACUUUUUAAAGAUGACAUUUCUUUUUUAAAUCAGAAAAUGGGAGAUGACCCCUAGAGUGAGUUCAUCUAGUUUCUGUUCAACAUGUUCAGACUUGUAAACUGGACCAGCAGUCUGCAGAACUUAUCAUAAUGCCUUGACUUAACGCAUUCCCUUUUUUUCAAAGGAACCUGAAUGUUCCUUUGUUCAAAAGUUCUGUGCCAACAGCCCACUAAGAGGAAAAGAGUCUAUGGGUGUCGUUGAGUUGCUGAUGGAUCUCCACUGUAGAGUUUUGCAGUCCUCUGACUUGCCCCCUUCAUUAUUUUAGAGCUGGAUUUGUGGAUUUUGUGAUUAAACAAGACUGGAGACUGAUUUCGAAUGCCAUCCUUGGAAUUUACCAUCAGGGUGAAAGUCCACCUUGGGGGGAGAGCUUUUAAAUUCUGGAACUGUACAAAAAUAAGGGAAACACAGAUUCCGUGACAUAUAGUCUACCAAGUGACGUAGGAGAAAUAAUCCUCAUUGCAGAUGGAGAGAGGUUAAAUGACAUUAGGUGAGCAAAAGAACUGGGUAGGAUUCAAACUCAGGUCAUCUGGUUCAAGUCUGUGGCUCCACCUCACUGCCCUUGCCUUGGAACUGCGCCCUCCAGUCUCAGCUGAGGGAAGCCUGUGCACACCUUCGCGCUAUCGUGGUUGCUCCAUGGUGAGGACACAGAAUAUGCAGGCACCCCCUUUGUAAAUAAGAAGGCAAAUAUUUUUAUACUUCACUGUCUUAUGUAUAUAGUAUUUCAGCUAUAAAUAGGUUAAGACUAAAGAGAGACAGGCUAGCCUCUGUAGCAGGCAGGGAAGGAAUACAUUAAUGCAUUUUCCCUCUCCUUGCAUUUCAGGUCAAGCUAAUUAUUUCACGAAUCGUUUCCACUUGAUGACCAGUCUUGCAUAUUCGUGCUUAGAACUUUCUCUGACUUCCUAUUGCCAUUAGGGUAAAAUGCAAUCCAUUUUGAUUACCUCCAAAAGCAUCUUUCGCCACCACUCCUCACUGGCUAUGCCCACGCAAGACAGCUGUUCUCAACUCACCUCUCAUGGUGUUGCCUGUGCCCAGGCGUCUCCCACUUCCUGUGCUUGCUGAACUCCUGCUUAUCUUUCAGCUCACAGCUUCAGUAUCUCUUCCUCCAGUCCCCUGGACUAGAUAGGUUUAGGCCCCCUCCACAUGCUCCGAGCAGCACACUGGGCUUCCCCAUCCUGUUACUCAUCACACUUUACUGCAAUCGCUUGCUCACCCUCCCUUGCUAGCUCCCCAACGCGGGAACCAUUUCUUGCUACUCAUGGUUGUACCAGACACCACUACACUGUAGGUGCUCAGCAAACACUUGUCGGACAGAAAAAGUAAAUGAAACUCUACUUCCGUGGUAAGUUUGUUUGGUUCGUAUACAAUGCCAGACUGGCCAACAUUUGUGCAUUCUUCCACCUGUGAGCAAACCAUAAACCAUCUCUUUAGCAAACACUGAACUUUUGAAACACUGAUAGAAAGUUGGUGCUGUUUUGCCCUGCAGUGAACCUUAACUGAUAUUUUGGACAAUAAUUACUGUUCGCAAAUAAGAAUUAACAGACCAGGAAUGCAGAACAGCAUUUGACUCAUUCCAGAGGAUCGUUCGUUUAUAGGCACGCUGAAAUUAAAAUUCUGUAGACUUCAACUUCAUUUAUUCGCACCUUAUAUGAGAAUAAAUUUCUGUUUUAUCUCUGUAUUCCCAUUUCCUAACAUAGUGCUUGUCACAGGGGAGAUGCCUAACCAGUAUUUGUUUUGUUUUGUUUUUAUAAAAUGCCCAAGUAGAACCAUAACAGCUAAAUGUAUUUAGAGCUGGUCUAAGCACCUUCUGUGGAUUAACCCAUUUAAUCCUCACAAUCCCCACAGGAAGUAGAUUCUAUUAUUAAUCCAAUUUUACAGAUGAAGAAACUGAGGCUAGACGUUUGGCAUAAAUGACCAGUGCUGGCAUUUAAUCUAGUGCACUUACCUUACAAAGGGGCAGCUGAGACCUAGGGAGGUGAAAGGACUUCCUACACAUUCAUGUCUUUAUGCACACUCAUUUAGGUAUUUAUGAAAUGGAACCCACUAUGCACACUCAAAUUAGGUAGGUGCUUUAUCCCCCCCUUUACUGAUUCACAAUAAGUAAGAGGACUUUUAUAGUUCUGUUUGGGGAAAGAGGUAUAUUUUUCUUUCUAUAAAUUUCUUCUCAGAAACAUUUAGAAUCUUUAUCAGCCAUUUUAGGACUUUUAAUAGUUGGUUUUUUUUUUUAAUGCACAGAUUGGACAAUACUGAAAGAAUAUAUUUGUCUUAGUUAAUUUUUAGAAGUGAUUUGCCUAAAACCCCAGGUCUUCUCAUUUGGAACUCCAUGCCCUUUUAUUGUUCCACUGUAGUCUCAGAGCUGAAUUUAUAACCAUGAUUUCAGACAAAAUGCAGGAGCCAUAUUUAAUGAUCUUAAUUUAAGGUAGCUUUUGUCAUUAAGGACACCGGGAAGUUCGGACAACUCAGGGAUGGAUUUUUCAUCCCAGACAGUUUUUGUUACAACUUCUGUAAUAAAGUUUACUGUCUAUAUUCUGGAUUUUGUGCUUCCAAGAUGUUACCACUGAGGCUGUGUGUCAUUCUCAGGCCUAGCCUGGGGUCCUCAAACUUUCUGUAAAGGGCCAGAUGGUAGAGAAUUUUAGGCUUUGCGGUCUCUGUUUCAGCUGCUCAGCUCUGUUGCAGUAAAUUCGGAACCGGGUAAGCAGCAGUUUUAAUAAUCUCUAAGCUGUGGCGAUCAUGAAUGACUUGUACCAUUGAAUUGCAAUUCAUGGUGGGGAUUACAAUGUUUCAGAGUAAUUUAUUUCCCUGUAGAUUUCUUUUUAAGCAUUAUCUAAAUCUGUUACGCCCAGGGGAGAGUUUUUUACACAGGUGACUAAGGCAUCUCCCUCGUGUAUCCUAGUGGAAAAAUGUUUGAAAACCCCUUCACUAGGCCAGAUGCUGAGAUGUGUAUACUUUGUUGUAUAUAAUUGUAGUGUAUAUCCUUGUUCUCUAAACAGAACUGGUUAUGUUUAGCGGACAGUUUGAUUAUCCUCAGUGUGUGUGUAUAUAUAUUUGUACAUACAUGACGAGCUCUGUGUGUGUUUGUACAUGAAUGCCUAUAGAUACACGCCAAGCCCCUAUGAAGGUCUUUGUCAGGAUUGUUCCUGUUCCUGAUCUCCUGAAUACUCAAAAACCUUGUGCAUAUUACAGGCAAAACUUCCUUUGAGUUUAUAGGAAUUUAGUUUGUAGAAAGGAUUCCUUUAUUAAGCCUUGCCUCCUCCACUCAACAUUAUAUGAAUUGUUAAGAAUGUAUAAAGUAUCUCUGUUCAGUUUGACUUGUCUAUACUUUUAGUUAAGAAACUAAGGCUAAUGUUAACUAAGUAAGUGGCAUGUUGAUAGAACCUAUACAUAUUUUGUAUUUAGAUUCCUUAUUCAGAUAUUCAGUUAUUUAGUUUCAAGUUGGACGUCCUUGUUUUUGUAUUUAAUAAACAACCUGAUUAUAAGUUCCUUUUCACAAAAAUAGUGGCUAUGCUAGUGUGAUUUUAAAUAUGUCUGGAGACUGAACAUUGAAGUGCAUCAUCAAGCUCUUUGAGAUUUGUCACUUA